This is a messenger RNA of Panicum virgatum (switchgrass), 1070 nucleotides long. Its product is annotated as receptor protein kinase CLAVATA1-like. NCBI's taxonomy places the organism in Eukaryota, Viridiplantae, Streptophyta, Magnoliopsida, Poales, Poaceae. The record is from RefSeq and is a predicted model, not a curated record. The transcript has 2 exons. Gene Ontology annotation, molecular function: protein kinase activity. Gene Ontology annotation, biological process: protein phosphorylation. Bases 262 to 876 code for a protein of 204 amino acids.
GAUUUCUUCAUUUUUGCCAACAAUCUUGAACCCAUUCUGCUCAACAUUUUGCCAGAUGAAAUAAUCGGAGAUUCUCUGCAAUGGGACACAUUGUUUCAGAUAAUUUGCGGUAUUGCCCAGGGGGUGGUGUACCUUCACUUGCACUCCGGACUAUGUAUCAUCCACAGGGAUCUCAAGCCAAGCAAUAUCUUGCUGGACGCUGAAUUGAAUCCUAAGAUUUCCGAUUUCGGCACAGCUAGAUUUGGUCAUUUGGACAAGAGCAUGAAGGCAGACGUCGUAGCGGGAACUUAUGGUUACAUGGCUUCAGAAUAUUCAAGCAAAGGUAUUUUCUCAGCCAAGUCAGACGUGUUCAGCUUCGGCAGCCUGCUGCUCGAGAUCAUCAGUGGAAAAAGGAACGUCACAGGGUACAGAACCAGAUACGGCAAGGCGCUGAGCCUGCAUGAGUAUGUAAGUGGUAGUACAACUCUUGGAAGCACACCACACAGCAGAUCGAUUACUGGUUACUUAAUUACUCCUCAACUAACUAUUUAUUUGAGGAUUUUGUUGCAGAUAUGGCACCUGAUGUUCAUGGAGGAGGACGUCCUGGGUUCGCCGAAAGAAGGAGGAGGCGCUGGCGAAGCUGAUCCACCCGUCGCUGCGCGGCGAGCUGGCUUCUCGGACGGAGGACAUCUGGAGGUGCGCGCACGUAGCUCUGCUCUGCGUCCAGAACGAGCCGGCGGACCGGCCCUCGAUGUGGGACGUCGUGCUGAUGCUCAACGCCGGCGGCAGCGCCGCGGCGGCGGCGGCGCAGCUGUCUUCCUCUGCACCUCCUCAGCGGCCGGCGCGCCAGUACGGCAACGGCAAGAUGCUGCCGAGCUUGGCGGAGCUUCUCCGUGAUGACCGCCGCGUGCCAUACAACAAGACUAUGGCUGUUCUGUUUCCAUGAGAUCGAUAGAUGGGGCAUACAGUAUAUACAUGUCGAACCGCGGUGUGAUGUUCAUUCAGAAUUCAGAGGGAUCGAUCAAAGAUUCAGCUGGUUGUCAUCUUAAGCAUCUGGAUCAGUUAUUCCGAUUUCCGCAUUGUUCACCCGU